Molecule: messenger RNA, 598 nt
Organism: Eleginops maclovinus (Patagonian blennie)
Lineage: Eukaryota; Metazoa; Chordata; Actinopteri; Perciformes; Eleginopidae
Gene: rps16
Product: ribosomal protein S16
Exons: 6
Coding region: 116-556 (146 amino acids)
Biological process (GO): translation; maturation of SSU-rRNA from tricistronic rRNA transcript (SSU-rRNA, 5.8S rRNA, LSU-rRNA)
Cellular component (GO): cytosolic small ribosomal subunit; ribosome
Molecular function (GO): structural constituent of ribosome; RNA binding
Source: RefSeq, a predicted model, not a curated record
AACUGUCGCAAAACCUAGCAUAAAGCACGACUGAUGUGUCGUGCAAUAGCCCCUGAUCUUCGGCUCGAGAAACCCCAUCGGUCUCUCCGUACGGCACCCUAGCUGAAGUCGAAACAUGCCAGCUAAAGGUCCUUUGCAAUCUGUCCAGGUCUUUGGACGUAAAAAAACCGCCACUGCAGUUGCUCACUGCAAGAGGGGGAAUGGCCUUAUCAAAGUGAACGGCAGACCCCUGGAUAUGGUGGAGCCAGCCACUCUCCAGUACAAGCUUCUUGAGCCAGUGCUGUUGCUCGGCAAGGAGCGUUUCGCUGGAGUUGACAUCAGAGUCCGAGUGAAGGGUGGUGGACAUGUUGCACAGAUCUAUGCAAUCCGUCAGGCCAUCUCCAAGUCUCUGGUUGCCUACUAUCAGAAAUAUGUCGAUGAGGCCUCCAAGAAAGAGAUCAAGGACAUCCUGAUCCAGUACGACAGGACCCUGCUGGUUGCUGAUCCUCGUCGCUGCGAGUCCAAGAAGUUCGGUGGACCUGGAGCUCGUGCCCGCUACCAGAAGUCUUACCGUUAAUCCCCCUGUACAUUUUCUUAAUAAAUUGGAGGAACAAAGAAA